Messenger RNA from Osmia lignaria (orchard mason bee), 4881 nucleotides. RefSeq lists its product as uncharacterized. Gene Ontology annotation, cellular component: nucleus. Gene Ontology annotation, biological process: epidermal cell differentiation; regulation of transcription by RNA polymerase II. Gene Ontology annotation, molecular function: DNA-binding transcription factor activity, RNA polymerase II-specific; RNA polymerase II cis-regulatory region sequence-specific DNA binding. The record is from RefSeq and is a predicted model, not a curated record. Lineage: Eukaryota; Metazoa; Arthropoda; Insecta; Hymenoptera; Megachilidae.
GCUCGGCUCUCCGGGGCCCCGUCUGGCGAACGGGCAACGGAGUCUCAGUCGUUCACCAGAGGUCGGUCGUUCGUGUACGUUUGUUCGAUCUACGGCCUCUGUCCAGGAUAACUGUAAAUCUGUAAGAAAGAAAGAGAAAGACCCACGGUGUUUGGAGGAAAGAAAGAAAGAAGGAGGGAGACCUUGGGACUGACCGAGGACAGAAGAGAGGCUAAUCGAUCCCUGGACAUCGCGAAUGCCGUGCUUCGUCGAUUAUAGUGACCGUUGGGAAGAGUGAUCCGUUGACUGGCUAAAUAAUCAAUCGGAUUUUUUCCAUUGCCGUUGGAUUUUUUUCAGCUGGAGAAUUCGUACUCGUUGCUGAUACUGUGACAGAGACGAACAAUUCUGGAUUGUAUCUAGUCGUCGAGAGUGACUCGCAGGACACUUGGUUAGAGAUAUAUUCCGGAAAAGACAGAACGAAGUGAUUUAUUGGUGCGCGGUUGAUGGUUUCAAGGAACACGGCUCCGCUCGGCCGUGGUUAUGGUGGCGUGAAACUAUAAAAAGGGUGAAGUGACAGGUUUAGCCGAGAGCACCAACGUCGUACGUCAGGAUGCCGAAGAUAUUCCUGAUCAAGAACCGGCUGCAUCAGCAGCAACUGAGGCUGCUCGAAGCACAGCACCUUGGCAAGAGCCCGCCACCAGGUAGCGGCAGGGACAGUCCCAUUGGCAGCUCUGAGCCCCUCAGUCUUAUCGUCAACAAACACCAAUAUCGCGAUAAAACGGACGACGAUCGUGCGACGACCCCGGAAUCCUUACGCAGCACUAGUCCAGCUUCUUCACCGCCACCGCAAUGGCAAUCGACCAGCACGCCGACCAGCACACCACCUAGACGCUUCAUCUCGAGUAUCUUGGGCGGAGAUGUCCCGUACGGAAGCAGAGGUCACGUUUUGACCCGGGCUGAACGCAAAGAGUAUAGCAGCCCGCCGAUCGCACCAUCCUCCAGCGAUGCUUCUCAAUUUCUCACGAAAUCAGAGAAGCUGGUGCUGCCAAGACCCAGCACCCCUCCAAAGACACCGAGAGUCGAACCACCUACCAGGGUCUCCGUCAUCCAAAGGGUUCCCUCUCAGAAUCAAUCAGCUUCUAGGAGAGAGGACAAAGUUGAGAUGCCACAGACCCAAGAACCAGAACAGGAACAGCCUAUCGAUUACGCCGUCCCGAAGAGAAAGGAAGAGGACGAGGAACGAGGCCGCGAAGGCGCAAAAGUGUCGCGUGCGAUCGGUAAUUCGAUCGCUAGGCCUUUGUUAGCCAUGCGACUGUCCGGUCCUCAGGUCGUCCACGCAGCGGCCGGCCACGGAAGAUCCUCCAGUUCCGGUAAUAACGGUAGUUCCGGUUCGAGCGGCGGAUCCAACAACUCUGGCAGUUCGUCGUCGUCGAGUUCGGGCGGAACUGGCAAUUAUUGUAGCGGUGGCGCGGUGACCGGUGGCAGCGGAGGAGGCGGCGCGGUCGGUGGUGGCGCCGGGGGUGGUGGAAUGAAUCCCGGAGGGAACGGCGGUCGUGGAAACUACGGACCCAGUUCGCCGCCCACCGGAUCCCUUCCACCCUUCUACGAGUCCCUCAAAGGCGGCAACAACCUGGCGAAUUUCGCUAAUCAGUACAACAGCACUCAAGGAAAUGGAUACUUGACGCCAUCGCCGACGGUGGGAAUGGAGUGCGACACGGGCCAACAGGAUGUCAAUUCCCAGCAUUCUCAAUACAACGCCCAAGAAGGAAAACAAUACUCUCUUUUGCAAAAUGUCUGCGCGUCCUAUGGUUUGACGUUGAAAGAAGAAGAGGAUCUGUCGCCGUAUAAGAUCCAAGCGAACGACCUCCUAUCCGGACAGUACAGCACCUACGAUAUGACGGAUACCGGGAUGAUGGUGGACAUGGUGACAGGUGCCGUGGUGGAUCCUCUUCAAUUCACUGCCACUCUAACCUUCAGUUCACCGUCGGAUCACACGGCCCUUUUGGAAAGUUUGGGCGACGCUGCUGACCUAUUUCUACCAAGGCUACCCGCCGAAGAUGGUAGCAACGAUCUUCUCGAGGAGUCGUUGCAUUCGCCUGCUUCGGCUGGAAGCGGUAUCGGUCAGGAUGCCGGUCAGAUGACCACUCCCGUCGAGCCUAGCGUCGAUCCUUUCCCGGAGCACAGCAUGGCCUUGACCAGAGGUUUCGAUACGUCUAGGCACUACACGGCGGCUCCUCAACAUUUCAGCACCUCUAAAUUAGGCUUGGCAUACACGACGGGCGAGUCGAGUUAUCAGUCGGUCUCGAAAGAACGUCCAGAACUGGCGCUUCACAUCAAUCAGAAUCAUCAGAAUCAGUCGGAACCACAGUUGCAGCAGUUGCAGAUACAGGUUCAAUUACAGCAUCAGCAACAACAGCAACAGACUGCUCCCUCGCCUCACCAACAACAUCAAGGACUCCUGAGCCCAGGAUUAAGCUUCACCGGUAGUGGUCUGGAACUGGAUUCAGGGAGCAGCGUAGGUGGAAGUUUGCCAAGUCCCGGUGCAGCCAGUUGUUCGUUGGAUACCGCAUCGACCAGCACGUCACCUUCGUGCGCCUUGAUGGAACACGCCCCCAGCCCAGCUACCACAGUGUCCACGGCAUCCGUACAGCCGACCGGGCCCGUUGGAGAACCACCACUGACGCAACGGGUCGGUGUACUACAGCAAAGGCUGGGACUGCCUGGUGAUUGUCAGUUGGAGUUCGUUAACGGUGGCCACGGAAUUAAAAAUCCUUUGGCUAUCGAGGGUCAGAGACAGGCAGCUGCUAAUCGCGAGGAAGAGAGGGCAACCCGACCUCCGCCUGGCAAGGACGACGAUCCAAACCGGUUCACGUGUCGUGUGUGUAGCAAGAACUUCAGCCUACAACGAUUACUGAAUCGUCACAUGAAGUGUCACAGCGACGUGAAACGUUACUUAUGCACAUUCUGUGGCAAAGGCUUCAACGACACGUUCGACUUGAAGAGGCACACCAGGACGCACACAGGCGUUCGACCCUACAAGUGCAAUCUUUGUGAGAAGAGCUUUACCCAGAGGUGCUCUCUGGAAAGUCACUGCCUUAAGGUUCAUGGUGUUCAGCAUCAGUACGCGUAUAAGGAACGUCGCACCAAGGUGUACGUGUGCGAGGAAUGUGGUCACACGACGCAGGAGCCGGAGGUUCAUUACCUUCACCUGAAAGAUAAGCACCCGUACAGCCCGGCUCUGUUGAAGUUCUACGAUAAGCGACACUUCAAGUUCACCAACAGCAAUUUCGCCAACAUGCUGCUCCAGGGUGGCCUGUUGCAACGGGACUCGCGGAAUGCGGACAGCUGCGUAAAGUCUGCCUCGAAAAGCCUCGAGGCGCCUCUUCAACGCGCCACGACGUUAUUGCAUUUGGGUCGGGCGUCCAGCUUCUGACGGCCGGGCACCAGAAGAUACCUAGGAAAGGUGGACGGAUCAGAGAAGAGAUGGUUAAGAGGAUGAAGAGAAGGCUGGCUCCGAUUUUGUUUAGCCACCCGAUCGGAUACACCAUCCCAUGGAUCCCGGAGUAAACGUCGCGCGAAAAGUACCUGCAGGUGGCGCCACAUUAGCGGUGACACAGGACGGCACCGUAGGCCGAUGACGAUCGGAUUACCGAGAAAUUUCGAAGCGGAAUUCCCAUGGAUUCCAGCAGGAUUUUCAGGAUUCUUGUUCCUCCCCACACGUGAACAUAGAACAAAAGAAACACGCAACUUUGUAUACACAGUAUUGCGCUAUAGUGUACGCGAUAUUUUUGGCGCGUCGAUUCUUACCGAACGUAUGUAGGUAAAUUUUGUAUAAUAUACAUCUAAACGAUAAUUGUAUAGACUAUUUGCUAUAUUUAGGUUUAGGGAACGAAGACAAGUCUAAGUCGCGAAAUUAACAGAAAAAAAUACACCCGAAGACUCGGAUCGAACGUUUCAGGAAUGACGGCCGUCUCUCACUCGAGAUGGGAGAGCGCAAUUCUUUUUUUUUUUCUUUUUUUGGAACGAUUUCUUUUUUUUUUUUUCAAGCGAUGUACGGCAAGUUACGUUGAUUUCCGACUUCUAGGGUGAAACGAUCACGGGGAAGCAUUUAACGCCCGGGGAGACGUUAGGUGCUUCUCGAACUUGUUACGUCGAAAUAACGAUAUAUCGUGUCUCGAGGUAAUUGUUUCUCUUAGAUCGUAGCGUUCCUCGUUGACUGACGCGUUCGGGGAAACGAAAAGAAUUUUUUUCUUUUUCUUUUUUUUUUUUAAUUAAGUAAUUAAUAAACACCUAUCGAUACGCACCUUGGGAAAUCUGUGAUAUGAUAAGACACGAUUUUACUCACUCCUCCGCGCACAAGAUUUCGCUUAUUGCACCUUGGUUCUUUCAAAUGGGGUUACGCACCAACAUAGUGGAGUGAGAUCACACGACACACAUAUACACAUUCUUUUACACGGCGGUUUUUGUAUUUAAAAAAAUUGUAAUCUUUUUUUUUUAAUCAUUGGUCAAAUUUUAUUUGGGAAACAGCCGUGAACACAUACACGUACACACAAUGGGGUUUCGUGCAAUUCUACGGUGGUAGGACAUAUGUUUAUUUGGGUGACACGUGGGUGCACGUACAGUAAUAAAAAACCGUGUGCGAAUAAAUUCGCGAUUCAACAUUAUCGUUGAGAAAAUGGUUCGAGUCUUCGUCGUGAGGAGGACUUGGAAUAUCGCGAGUAAAUUAAAUCCCAGUUAGGUAGGUAGAGAUGAUGAUGGCGACCGUGAAACGGGUAUAUGUAUACUUUCCAGGGGUAAAUAGGGUGCUGAAUUAAAGUCUUAUAAAUAGUAUUCUCAAUUUAUUGUAGAAUUGCAUGGAUAUUGUAUACAAGAAUAGAAUUUUUUUUUUUUUUUUUAUGAAUU